This is a messenger RNA of Brassica napus (rape), 879 nucleotides long. RefSeq lists its product as uncharacterized. Gene Ontology annotation, molecular function: ubiquitin-protein transferase activity. The record is from RefSeq and is a predicted model, not a curated record. Bases 1 to 879 code for a protein of 292 amino acids. The transcript is spliced from 3 exons. Lineage: Eukaryota; Viridiplantae; Streptophyta; Magnoliopsida; Brassicales; Brassicaceae.
AUGAAUUUAGGGAGUAAUAACAACAAUGAACGCAAACAAUUCGCCUUUGACCUCAACGUCAAACCUGUUGAGGAUGACAAUUCCGAUUUUCCCGAAAACUCAGAUUUGUGUACGAUUUGUCUCGAGCCGUUGGUCAACACACGGGACGAUCGUCGAACAUUUGUUACGCUAAGAUGUGGCCAUAAGUUUCAUCUCGAUUGUAUUGGUUCAGCCUUUAAUGCAAAGGGCUUUAUGCAAUGCCCAAACUGUAUGCAAAUAGAACCAGGUCAAUGGCGAUAUGCAACCAACCCUCCAAUCCCAAAUAUUAGUGAGGGUGACUGGCUUACCGAAGAAGAAGAUGAUGAUGCAAACAGUGAUAGGGCUACACAAUCUUCUCUUGCUGCUUCUCUCGGUCCAUAUUUCAAUAGCCACAGGAUCACCGCCAUAGAGGAAGUCCAACAGAGGGCUCCACCAUCUCGUCAAUUGACUUUCUCAAGGGUUUUAGAGCCUGGGGUGAUGGCAGGGAGACACUAUCUUGCACAUCCAUCUUUCCACCACAAUCCCUCAGUACGCAAUGCCCCACUGUUUCCGCCUUAUCCAAACACCGGCACACUGCAAGUUAACGGGAUUCCAGCAGCACUCUUGGGCGAUUCAUCUGCACCAGUUAUGUUUUCGUCUGGUAGGGAACAAGUGGCUGGAGGAAUCUCACAUUCUUGGACUAGUUUUACGUAUGAGACGCCGAGGGGUUUUCCCAGCAGUAGCCGUGGAGGCGGAACAAGUGUUAAUGACGGUGACGGCAUUGGAGUAAGCAGCAGUAAUGGUGGAACAGGUGGAGGUGGAAACGGUGACUGUAAUGGAAUAAGUGGUGGUAACAACUUAAGCGGCUGCAGACCUGCUUAA